GAUAAAUACCGAGCGGCCAACCGCUCCGGCAAAGUUCCUGCAUUUCCCUGGGACCCCAAUUGAGAGACGAAGAGAACAAGAUAGCGGGCAAGCUAGAAACUAUGAAGCCCCAGCGCAAGAUAGAGCUCUUCUCGGGCACCUAUUUUACUGCUUGCACGCUUGGAGGUGUUGUUGCUUGCGGCCCAACGCACACCAUGGUCACACCUCUAGACCUAGUGAAAUGCCGCCGUCAAGUUGAUGACAAGCUCUACAAAUCGAACACGCAAGCCUGGAAGAUGAUAUACCGCAGCGAGGGCAUCCGCGGUGUCUUCUUCGGCUGGACACCUACCUUUGUUGCCUACUCGUUCCAGGGUGCCGGCAAAUACGGAUUCUACGAAGUCUUCAAGUACUUGUAUGGUGACAGGUUCUCUCCCAACAUGAACAAGACGGUGGUAUAUCUUGCUGCCUCGGCGUCUGCAGAGUUCCUGGCCGAUGUUGCGCUCUGUCCGUGGGAGGCAAUCAAAGUGAGGAUGCAGACUUCGUUGCCGCCAUAUGCGAAUACCUUGAGAGAAGGGUGGUCCAAGAUCGUGACCCAGGAGGGCUAUGCAGGGCUUUACAAGGGCCUUUAUCCCCUCUGGGGCCGACAAAUUCCGUAUACCAUGGUCAAGUUCGCCACUUUUGAAAAGGCAGUCGAGCAGAUAUACAAGACGUUGGGGAAGCCAAAAGAGAGCUACAAUGGCUUACAGCAGACAGGAGUGUCUUUUUUGGGUGGCUACAUUGCCGGUAUUGGGGCUGCGGUUGUGUCACAUCCUGCUGAUAUGAUGGUAUCGAAGCUCAACAGUGAACGGAAAGCUGGCGAGGGUGCAGGCCAAGCUGUGACGCGCAUUUAUGGCAGUAUUGGUUUCAGGGGACUCUGGAAUGGCCUCCCCGUGAGGAUAUUUAUGAUUGGAACCCUAACAGCCUUCCAAUGGCUUAUUUACGACUCGUUUAAAGUAUACCUCGGUCUGCCGACAACCGGGGGUCACUAGACGAUGCCUAUUAAAAGCGAGGGGAAACCAAGCUUAAAGCAGUGACUGGGCUAGAAAAAGCGUGUGUGUUAGUGAGAGACUACGGAGGAAAGCAGGAAGCUAAUUCGCCAUGAAGGAUGUAAUCUCAGCGGUUAUAGGGUUAUGGCGAAGUUACUCCGCAUAGAUGUACAUCUUUUGGUGUUCGACUCUAGAGGGAUUGCUGGGUUUAGUGGAGUUUUCGUUGUAGUCUUAGUUUUCAUUCCAACCUGGUGCAAUUCUGUUUCAUCUUCCGGCCAUUGACUCACGUCAUCCAUAAACUCCUAGAACCC
Lindgomyces ingoldianus is the source of this 1315-nucleotide messenger RNA. Its product is annotated as mitochondrial phosphate carrier protein-like protein. Gene Ontology annotation, biological process: mitochondrial phosphate ion transmembrane transport. Lineage: Eukaryota; Fungi; Ascomycota; Dothideomycetes; Pleosporales; Lindgomycetaceae. Gene Ontology annotation, cellular component: mitochondrial inner membrane. The transcript is spliced from 6 exons. Gene Ontology annotation, molecular function: phosphate transmembrane transporter activity. Bases 102 to 1007 code for a protein of 301 amino acids. The record is from RefSeq and is a predicted model, not a curated record.